UUAUCUAACUGAAGAUUGUCGAUUGAACUGUAUAAAUAUAAAUUCUAUUCUGGAAAAUUUAGGUUGAAUCAUCCUUAUAAUAUAAGGAUUAUAUUAUAAUAAUGCAAUUCAGAAAACAAAUAUAUUUAUUAUCUUAGUAUAGAUUAUGUUUUUGUCUAGUAAUUGAAAUAAUGGAUGAAGCGCACAGGGCACAGAAAUGUCAAUGCAGUUGAAGUGGGCAAUCACAGAUGUGUCUAUAGUGAGGUCCACGUUAUAAUGGCAGUGGCACAGUCUCCAUGUUGGCCCAACAUGAUCAAGAUCGAGAAGCAGGAGGAUGAAUUUGGAGAAUGUGAAUUUGUAACUAGCAACGUCAAAGAUGAGUCAUCCUCACGCAAUGGUUCAACUUCCAAUCAGAUUCAAACUGCUUUCCAUAGUAUGGAGUACCAUGUUUGUGGAAAAAUUGCAAAAGUAAUUGUUAACAGACUGGAAGAUGUAUCAACAUCUAGACCACAAAUCAAAUUUCAGAUCAAGAUCGAGAAGCAGGAGGAGGAUGAAUUUGGAGAUUGUGAAUUUGCAACUAGCAACGUCAAAGAUGAGUCAUCCUCACACAAUGGUUCAACUUCCAAUGAGAUGGCGAGAGUUAAGCAGGAGAAUGAUAGCAGCCAAGAACCAGCGCCAGAGUGCAGCAUUGCAUGCUCUCAAACUGAUGAUGAUUUCAGCCAACAAAAUUAUCUAAUCCCUGGCUAUAAUCUGAUAUACAUAAAAGAGGAAGAAUAUGUUGAGCAAGAGGCAGAAGGAUGUUCAGUGGAGAGUGAACCGGAGAUGUGGCCUUCAAACUGCAGCACAUCUGAAACUGCCAAUGCAACAGAAGUGGAUGGACUGAAUGUACAUUCAAUCUCUCCAGUAGAAAAGUGCACUGAGCCAACUGUGGCUGGCAAAAAGAUCAAGCUCUACAACUGUGCUGACUGCAGCUAUGGAGCCACACAGAUCGGUAAUUUGAAGAGACACAUGAGAAAACACACUGGGGAAAAGCCUUUCAGUUGUGAGUUAUGUGACUAUAAAUGUGCUCAAUCAAGUGCUUUGAAAUUGCAUAUCAUAACACAUACAGGAGAAACACCUUUCAGCUGCGAGUAUUGUGAAUAUAAAUGUGCUCAAUCAAGUGCUUUGAAAUCACAUAUCAGGACACAUACAGGAGAAACACCUUACAGCUGCGAGUAUUGUGACUAUAAAAGUGCUCGAUCAAGUGCUUUGAAAUCACAUAUCAGAACACAUACAGGAGAAACACCUUACAGCUGCGAGUAUUGUGACUAUAAAUGUGCUACUUCAAGUAAUUUGAAAUUACAUAUCAUAACACAUACAGGAGAAACACCUUUUAGCUGCGAGUUUUGUAACUAUAAAAGUGCUCGAUCAAAUACUUUGAAGGAACAUAUCAGAACACAUACUGGAGAAACACCUUUUAGCUGCAAGUUUUGUAACUAUAAAAGUGCUCAAUCAAAUACUUUGAAGGAACAUAUCAGAACACAUACUGGAGAAAGACCUUUCAGCUGCGAGUAUUGUGACUAUAAAUGUGCUCGAUCAAGUGCUUUGAAAUCACAUAUCAGAACACAUACAGGAGAAACACCUUUCAGCUGCGAGUAUUGUGACUAUAAAUGUUCUGAUGCUUCUAAUUUGAACAAACAUAUAAGAACACAUAAAGGAGAAACAAGUACUAGCUGAAAAUUUGUGACCACGUGUACUCAUUCAAAUUUAUUUUACUGUGUUUCUUAGGGUGGCAACUCAUAACAGGAAAAGUGUGUUGAACAUGUGUGUACACUCAUGUCGCUAUACAUUGUUGUGUCAUCACAGCUGAAGGCUUCAAACAACAUUUUUUGAGGUUCUGAGUGAGUAUCGGCUCACACGUCCCCCCUCCUCUAUUCAAAUUGCCAAAGUCGCCCUGGGCUGGCGUCUGGGGAGGGGUGGAGUAGGGGAUGCUGCUCACAGUGUGGUGUGUGCCGGUCGCUCUAGCGCCUGCCGGUGGAUGGAACAGCCGGGGGAGCGGCCUCUUGGGGACUGCUGGGCUCCUCGCGGUGUUCGGUGACCUCCUGGCACUGGGUAGUGUCCUCCAGUAUACCACGGUUGUCAUCUCACAAGACUGAAGUUCAUUUCUUUUCAGGAGAUGGUAGUCGUGCUUUGGCACUACCUGGUGGGAGGGGAAUCGCAAGGAGUGGUGGGAGAGUAGUGGCAGUCAUCACCAUCGUUGUAGUGCAUGGCAACAGGUCAAAACUUUUCAGAAAUGGUCUCCUGUCUUCUGAAGUAGCCAUUGUCACUGAUUCCGGUUUGCUUCCAGAUCAAGUAGCGUUCGGUUUAUCCUCUUAGUGACCCCUACAGGUCACCAUAGGUCACCUGACCUGUUUUUUUUUAGAUAAAUGAAUAAUUUAAACUCAAAUAGUGCAGAAAUAAAAAAUAAACAACAUCAAUUCGGAGAUAUAAAAAACCUAAUCCCAACAAAUUUUACUGAAAGCCUUUUGCUGUGAUGACACAACAAUCUAUGAUAAUAUGUGUAUCAUGCAUGUCUUACCGUUAGUGGCCAGCCUUAUGAAAUCAUCCUUGCAAUUUCCAUUACCUACUCACAAGCAUUACCUGCUCACAUGGUUAUCAUCCACAAUAAAAUUAUCAAGUCAUUUGAUAAAUAA
Molecule: messenger RNA, 2651 nt
Organism: Nilaparvata lugens (brown planthopper)
Lineage: Eukaryota; Metazoa; Arthropoda; Insecta; Hemiptera; Delphacidae
Product: gastrula zinc finger protein XlCGF57.1-like
Exons: 8
Coding region: 175-1695 (506 amino acids)
Biological process (GO): regulation of transcription by RNA polymerase II
Cellular component (GO): nucleus
Molecular function (GO): DNA-binding transcription factor activity, RNA polymerase II-specific; RNA polymerase II transcription regulatory region sequence-specific DNA binding
Source: RefSeq, a predicted model, not a curated record